Molecule: messenger RNA, 975 nt
Organism: Lucilia cuprina (Australian sheep blowfly)
Lineage: Eukaryota; Metazoa; Arthropoda; Insecta; Diptera; Calliphoridae
Exons: 3
Coding region: 1-975 (324 amino acids)
Source: RefSeq, a predicted model, not a curated record
AUGGAAGAAACUUCUUCAAAUUCCGAAUCUGCACACCCAAAAGCAGCAUCAAUUCUGCGCUCAGAAACUUAUGUCGAUGACAUUCUCUCAGGAGGUUAUUCAAUUGAAGAAACUCUUUCUGCUCAAACUCAACUUAUUGAAACAUUAAACUCAGCAGGUUUCCCAUUAAAGAAAAUUACUGCUAAUAACCCGCAAUUACUUGCUCAUUUGCCCAAAGAAGAUCUUUAUGAUUUAGACUUCUUACGUUUUCACGAAGCAAGUUCUACUAAAACACUUGGCAUCAAGUGGAAUGCAAUCACUGAUACAUUUUCUUAUAGUUUUUCACCCAUCGAUGAAUCUCAAAGAAUAACAAAACGUCAAAUUUUAUCUUCAGUUGCAAAACUUUUUGAUCCAGCUGGAUGGCUUGCACCAAUCGUCAUCAGAGCAAAAAUGCUGAUGCAGCAGCUGUGGUUAGAAGGCUUGGAAUGGGAUGAAGAUGUUUCAUCUGAAUCUCUUCAAAAGUGGAAUAAUCUAGUUCGAGAUUUAUCUCAUAUAGAAACAAUUUCCAUUCCACGCUGGUUACAGUAUACGCCAUCUGACGAUAUUCAAAUCCACGGAUUCUCAGAUGCGUCUAAAACUGCGUAUUGUGCUACAGUGUUUAUUCGAUCAAAAAGUAAAGUGGCACCAAUUCAAACUGUUUGUCUACCAAGACUGGAACUAAAUGGUGCAGUUUUGCUAUCAAAAUUAGUAAAUUACGUUAUUUCUUCAUUAAAUUUUAAUACUAAAGAAAUCUUUCUUUGGACUGAUUCAUCCAUUGUGUUAGGUUGGCUCUCUAAACACCCAUCUACGUGGGAAACAUAUGUUGUAAAUCGUAUUGCAGAAAUUGCCAUAUGGAAACAUGUUCCAACGCAUGAUAAUCCAGCAGACUUGGGAACUCGAAUGUCCAAAGAAAAUAGUAUCAAUGCAUUCAGAAACUCAACAAACAGAUAUUCUUGA